CCCACGCUCUGUUUCUGCGGCGGGGCCGCUGCUGAGCAUGCGCCCUCGCCUCCGCGCGCCUUCCCCUCUUCUCGCGGCCUGCCGCUCUAGAAGCUUCUGGGCCGCUCGGCGGAGGCGGCGCUGUGGAGAGGGGAGGCCGAGCAAGAGGCGCCAUCGCCGUCGCCAUGACCGCCGAGGAGGCCAAGGCCGAGGAGAUGGGCAGCGCCGAGGGGGGCGUCGACAUCACCCCCAAGCAGGACGGCGGAGUCCUCAAGAUUGUGAAGAAAGAAGGCGUGGGGGCAACAUCUCCCAUGAUAGGUGAUAAAGUGACAGUCCACUAUACUGGGUGGCUUCUGGAUGGCACACAGUUUGACUCAAGCCGUGAUAGAAAGGACAAGUUCUCGUUUGACUUUGGAAAAGGUGAAGUUAUCAAAGCGUGGGACAUUGCUGUGGGAACCAUGACCGUUGGGGAGCUUUGUCGAAUCACUUGCAAGCCCGAAUAUGCCUAUGGCUCUGCUGGCAGCCCUCCCAAGAUUCCUCCCAAUGCCACACUGGUUUUUGAGAUAGAGCUCUUUGACUUCAAGGGGAAAGACCUCACUGAGGAUGAAGAUGGCGGAAUAAUCCAAAGAAUCCGGAAGAAGGGGGAAGGCUAUUCCAAACCCAAUGAGGGAGCCCUGGUAGAGAUUGAGAUAGAAGGUCGGCAUGGAGACAGAGUAUUUGACAAGCGGGAGCUGCGAUUUGAAGUGGGAGAGGCAGAAAACUAUGACCUUCCCCCUGGCCUGGACAAAGCGUUGCAGAACAUGGAGAAGUUAGAAGAAUCUGUGAUAUCUCUCAAGCCCAGCUAUGGUUUUGGAAGUGCUGGAAAAGAGAAGUUUCAGAUCCCACCAGAUGCUGAGCUGCAGUAUGACAUCAAACUGAAAAGCUUUGAAAAGGCUAAAGAGUCCUGGGAGAUGAACACUGACGAGAAGCUGGAACAAGGCUCCAUUGCAAAGGAAAAGGGCACCCACUAUUUCAAGGAGGGGAAGUACAAACGGGCAACAUUACAGUAUAAGAAGAUAGUGUUGUGGCUGGAACAUGAAUCGGGCCUGUCUGGUGCAAAAGAGGAAAAGGCCAGGAGCUUGAGGCUGGCUGCCCACCUGAAUUUGGCCAUGUGCCACCUGAAGCUGAAAGAGUAUGCCCAGGCCUUGGAGAACUGCAACAAGGCCCUGGAGUUGGAUGGCACCAAUGAAAAAGGCCUCUUCCGGCGUGGUGAAGCCCGGCUAGCUGUCAAUGAGUUUGAGCUAGCGAGAGCCGAUUUCCAGAAGGUGCUGCAGCUCUACCCAAGCAACAAGGCAGCGAAAUCACAGCUCGUAAUCUGCCAGCAGAAACUACGUGAGCAGCAUGAGAGAGAAAAGAAGAAGGUAUUUCAGACCGUGAAACAAGUGUCUUAA
Molecule: messenger RNA, 1409 nt
Organism: Heteronotia binoei (common prickly gecko)
Lineage: Eukaryota; Metazoa; Chordata; Lepidosauria; Squamata; Gekkonidae
Gene: FKBP4
Product: FKBP prolyl isomerase 4
Exons: 9
Coding region: 165-1409 (414 amino acids)
Molecular function (GO): protein binding; peptidyl-prolyl cis-trans isomerase activity
Source: RefSeq, a predicted model, not a curated record